Molecule: messenger RNA, 4311 nt
Organism: Plasmodium reichenowi
Lineage: Eukaryota; Apicomplexa; Aconoidasida; Haemosporida; Plasmodiidae
Product: cytoadherence linked asexual protein 3.1
Exons: 9
Coding region: 1-4311 (1436 amino acids)
Biological process (GO): adhesion of symbiont to microvasculature
Source: RefSeq, a predicted model, not a curated record
AUGGUUUCAUUUUUUAAAACUCCAAUCUUUACUUUAAUUAUCUUUUUAUUCUUAAAUGAAAAGGUAAUAUGUUCAAUAAAUGAAAAUCAAAAUGAUACCAUUAGUCAAAAUGUCAACGAACAUGAAAAUAUUAGUCAAAAUGUAAAUGAUAAUGAUAAUUAUAAUGACAAUAUUGAACAGUUAAAAUCCAUGAUUGGAAAUGAUGAACUACAUAAGAAUCUAACAAUAUUAGAAAAAUUAAUUUUAGAGUCUCUAGAAAAAGAUAAAUUAAAAUAUCCUCUCCUUAAACAACAAACUGAACAAUUGUUAGAUAUAUCGAAAUUUAAAAAAAAAAAUAUUACUGAUGCGGAUGAUGAAACGUACAUCAUACCAACCGUCCAAUCAACUUUUCACGAUAUUGUAAAAUACGAACAUCUUAUAAAAGAACAAUUAAUAGAAGUUUAUAAUUCUGAUAUUUCAGAUAUAAUUAAGAAAAAAAUAUUUAUUGUAAGAACAUUAAAAACAAUUAAAUUAAUGCUUAUACCAUUAAAUUCGUACAAACAAAAUAAUGAUUUAAAAGCAUCACUUGAAGAAUUAAAUAAUGUAUUUACAAAAAAAGAAGUUCAAAAGGAAACAAGUCCAAUAGGUGAUCAUGGGACAUUCUUUAGAAAAUUGUUAACCCAUGUUAGAACAAUUAAAGAAAAUGAAGAUAUAGAAAAUAAAGGAGAAACACUUAUACUAGGAGAUAAUAAAAUAGAUGUAAUGGAUUCAAAUGAUUUCUUUUUUACGACCAAUUCUAAUGUAAAUUUUAUGGAAGCAUUGGAUGAUAUAACGAAUCAAUAUGGAUUAGGUUUGAUUAAUCACCUAGGUCCUCAUUUAAUAGCCUUGGGACAUUUUACUGUAUUAAAAUUAGCAUUAAAAAAUUACAAAAAUUAUUUUGAGGCAAAAAAUACAAAAUUUUUUAGUUGGCAAAAAAUUUUAGAGUUCUCCAUGUCUGAUAGAUUUAAGGUCCUUGAUAUGAUGUGUGACCAUGAAUCUGUAUAUUAUUCUGAAAAAAAACGUAGAAAAACAUAUUUAAAAGUUGACAGAUCAGAAACAUCAAUGGAAUGUAAUAUAUUAGAAUAUCUAUUACAUUAUUUUAAUAAAUACCAAUUAGAAAUAAUUAAAACUACACAAGAUACUGAUUUUGACUUACAUGGUAUGAUGGAACAUAAAUAUAUAAAGGAUUAUUUCUUUUCAUUUAUGUGUAAUGAUCCUAAAGAAUGUAUUAUUUAUCAUACAAAUCAGUUCAAAAAAGAAGCAAACGAAGAAAACACUUUUCCUGAAGAACCUAAUCGUGAAAUAAGUGCAUAUAAUUUAUAUUUAAAUUAUUAUUAUUUUAUGAAACGAUAUAGUUCAUACGGAGUAAAAAAAACAUUAUAUGUUCAUUUAUUAAAUUUAACUGGACUUUUAAAUUAUGAUACGAGAGCAUACGUGACAUCGCUUUAUUUACCAGGAUAUUACAACGCGGUCGAAAUGUCUUUUACGGAAGAAAAAGAAUUUUCCAAACUUUUUGAAAGCCUAAUACAAUGUAUUGAAAAGUGCCAUUAUAACCAAACAUAUACACCAUUAAAAGAUAGUAAUUUACUUAAUGAUGUAACAAAAUGUGAUUUGUGCAAAGGAGCUUUCUUAUAUUCUAACAUAAAAUUCGAUGAAGUUCCUUCGAUGUUACAAAAAUUUUACGUAUAUUUAACUAAAGGUCUAAAAAUACAAAAAGUUUCUUCUUUAGUAAGAACGUUAGAUGUUUAUCAAGAUUACAGUAAUUUCUUAUCACAUGAUAUUAAUUGGUAUACUUUCCUAUUUUUAUUUAGACUUACAAGUUUUAAAGAUAUUGGAAACAAAAAUGUUGCUGAAGCAAUGUAUUUAAAUAUAAAAGAUGAAGAUACCUUCAACAAAACGGUAGUAACAAACUAUUGGUUCCCUUCUCCUAUAAAAAAAUAUUACACAUUAUAUGUUAGAAAACACAUACCAAAUAAUUUAGUAGAUGAAUUGGAGAAAUUAAUGAAAAGUGGGACUUUAGAAAAAAUGAAAAAAUCUCUCACAUUUUUAGUACAUGUUAAUUCAUUUUUACAACUAGAUUUUUUUCAUCAACUUAAUGAACCACCUCUUGGAUUACCGCGAUCAUAUCCUUUAUCUUUAGUUCUUGAACAUAAAUUUAAAGAAUGGAUGGACAGUUCUCCAGCAGGUUUUUAUUUUUCAAAUUAUCAAAAUCCAUAUAUAAGAAAAGAUUUACAUGAUAAAGUUUUAUCACAGAAAUUUGAACCUCCAAAAAUGAAUCAGUGGAACAAAGUUUUAAAGUCGUUAAUUGAAUGUGCAUAUGAUAUGUAUUUUGAACAGAGACAUGUUAAGAAUUUAUAUAAAUAUCAUAACAUUUAUAAUAUAAAUAACAAAAUAAUGUUAAUGCGAGAUUCAAUGGAUUUAUAUAAAAACAAUUUUGAAGACGUAUUAUUUUUUGCAGAUAUAUUUAAUAUGAGAAAAUAUAUGACUGCCACACCAGUAUAUAAAAAGGUAAAAGACAGAGUGUACCAUACUUUGCAUAGUAUUAUAGGGAAUUCUGUGAAUUUUUAUAAAUAUGGUAUUAUAUAUGGAUUUAAAGUAAACAAAGAAAUAUUAAAGGAAGUGGUUGAUGAAUUGUAUUCCAUAUAUAAUUUUAACACAGAUAUAUUUACGGAUACGUCCUUUUUACAAACCGUUUAUUUAUUAUUUAGAAGAAUAGAAGAAACGUACAGGACCCAAAGAAGAGAUGACAAAAUAAGUGUAAAUAACGUUUUUUUCAUGAAUGUGGCAAAUAAUUAUUCCAAAUUAAACAAAGAAGAAAGAGAAAUCGAAAUACAUAAUUCUAUGGCGUCACGAUAUUAUGCAAAAACCAUGUUUGCUGCAUUUCAAAUGUUAUUUUCCACCAUGCUAAGCAACAAUGUAAAUAAUCUUGAUAAAGCAUAUGGAUUAAGUGAAAAUAUCCAAGUAGCAACAAGUACUUCUGCUUUUCUUACAUUUGCAUAUGUAUAUAACGGAAGUAUCAUGGAUAGUAUGACUAACAGUUUAUUACCACCAUAUGCAAAAAAACCAAUAACUCAAUUAAAAUAUGGAAAAACUUUUGUUUUCUCAAAUUAUUUUAUGCUAGCAUCUAAAAUGUAUGAUAUGUUAAAUUAUAAAAAUUUAAGUCUUUUAUGUGAAUAUCAGGCUGUGGCAAGUGCAAAUUUCUAUUCGGCUAAAAAAGUAGGUCAAUUUAUUGGAAGAAAAUUUUUACCCAUUACUACCUAUUUUCUUAUUUUCAGAAUUAGUUGGACGCAUGCUAUUACAACAGGAAGUCAUUUAAUUCCAGAAUUAACAGAUCCAAAUUAUAAUCCUGAAAUAACUUGUUCUGGUGGAACAAAAUUGAAUGGUGCUACUGCUCAAGGUCCUAGUGAAAAAGAUCCCCAAUGUAUUAACUAUACAGCCCCUGGAAGUUUUUUCUUCAGUCAUUCACUUGCAGGUGUUGCAUCCCAAUAUUUAUUUUUUUAUUUUUUCACAAAUUUAUACCUUGAUGCCUACAAAUCUUUUCCUGGAGGAUUUGGUCCUGCAAUAAAAGAACAAACUCAACAUGUUCAAGAACAAACCUACGAACGCAAACCGUCAGUUCAUAGUUUUAAUAGAAAUUUUUUCAUGGAACUCGCAAAUGGUUUCAUGUAUGCCUUUUGUUUUUUCACAAUUUCACAAAUGUAUGCAUAUUUUGAAAAUGUUAAUUUUUAUAUUACGAGUAAUUUCCGUUUCCUGGAAAGAUAUUAUGGUGUAUUCAAUAAAUAUUUUAUAAACUAUGCCAGAACUAAACUUAAAGAAUUUACUAGUGAUCUUUUAAUAAAAUAUGAACGUGAGGCUUAUUUAAAUAUGAAAAAAUAUGGUUAUUUAGGUGAAGUUAUUGCAGCUAGACUUUCUCCUAAAGAUAAAAUCAUGAAUUAUGUGCACCAAACUAACGAAGAUAUCAUGAGUAAUUUAAGAAGAUAUGAUAUGGAAAAUGCAUUUAAAAACAAAAUGUCUACAUAUGUAGAUGAUUUUGCUUUUUUUGAUGAUUGUGGCAAAAACGAACAAUUUUUAAAUGAGAGAUGUGAUUACUGUCCUGUAAUUGAAGAGGUGGAAGAAACACAAUUAUUUACUACCACUGGUGAUAAAAACACUAAUGAGACCACGGAAAUAAAAAAACAAACAAGUACAUAUAUUGAUACUGAAAAAAUGAAUGAAGGGGAUUCGGUAGAUAGCGACAAUGAAAAGGAUAUCGAUGAACCUGAUGAUGAAUUAAUGAUCGCACGAUUUCACUAA